Molecule: messenger RNA, 2631 nt
Organism: Hemibagrus wyckioides
Lineage: Eukaryota; Metazoa; Chordata; Actinopteri; Siluriformes; Bagridae
Exons: 12
Coding region: 226-1407 (393 amino acids)
Source: RefSeq, a predicted model, not a curated record
ACACACUCACACACACACACCCCGCUACUGCAACACGAAGAAAGUCAGGAAGUAGAGCGAGGCGAAGGUUGUAAUGUUUCCUCGAAUCGUGCUCCACACGUGUCGGCCAGAACAACAGGAAACGCACAUAAAGUCAGUGGAUGGUACCACUAUUUCAACAUUUCAUGUCAGCUGCUGAUCAUCGGCUCACAUGCGUGUGUGUGUGUCCAUUAUCACGUUGUGUCCAUGUCGAAAGCGACUGUCGCCAAACUCACCGUACUCAUCUUCCUCGCCUUCAUUGUGUGUCUACCAGAGUUCUUCCCAUCAGAAGUCUUACAGGUCCAGUUUCUUUGUGCACCUUUUGACCCUUGUGACCCUAACAGUGGGCGUGACCAUUAUGACAGCCAGGCUUAUGAGAUGCAUGCCAGUGGAGGCAUCACUCGACCUCGGUGUGAGGCGCAAAAUACAACCAAUCAGGACGCAGCAGUAAAGCAGUGGUUUGUGUGUGAGACUCAUGCUGACCUGCGGCGUCUCCAUGACAACGCCUCAGCCUCAGAAAACGCUGUGGAGAUGAUCAUUACGCUCCAGAUUGUAGCUCCUCCCCUUCCCCGGAAUGUCAGUGUAAAUGGACAUUUUAACCACAGCGGACUUUACAUUGAAACACAACAUGAAACUGUGCUGUUCAGCUGCUGUGUCCGGAACGAGAGCACAUGGCAAAACAAAGACACAACAUCAAAAUCCAGCUCCUCGACACCAGGCAUCUUCUCAGCAGGACCUUCUGAAGGAAAAAGCAAAAGCGGUUUUAAUCACACACACUGGCCAAACAGAAGCCACUGCUUUGCUCACUUCAAGGACAUUCAGAGAAUGUCUCCAACAACAGCGAAGCCUUGGAGUGUCAGUACCAUCGUGUGGUUGGUUCUGGUGAUGAUGGUGGUCAUAUUGGUCCUUCUGGGAGUCAGGGAGCAGGUCUUUAAGAACAGAUAUUGCUGCCAAAAAAAGGUGAAACCGGUUCGACGUCCUCCUAAACUGAAGACAUUUUCCCAACGCAGAGUUAAAUCUUUAGGUGAUUUGCCUGACAAUGUAUCAGUGUUAAGCAUUGAAGAUGUAGAACUCUUCCUGGAGAAGACGCCAUCAGAUUACUCAAGAGAUCAUGUAACUCAUCAGAGAAAAGUCUCUUUGGUCUCCACAAAAAAGUUUCUUCACAUCUUUCAGGAAUCAUCCAGGAGAGGCCUGUCUCCAAUUCCUGAGCUAUCUGUGACAGAAGAAAAUGAGGAUGAACAUGAUGAAGAAACGAGGUCUGAUGGUGCAAUAACAGAAGAAGAGAGUGAGGUGUGUCUGGACAUCCCCUUAACACCAGCAAGCACACAUUCUGAGAACUUCACUUUCCUCCAUCAUCGUAGCCUCCCGUCGCUGGAAAGCUAUUAUUAAUCAAAAAGUCCUGGAGGAAUCGAUAUAAAAAGACGUCCAGCACUUUAAUCGCAGUGCUAUAUAUAUAUAUUUUAGCACAGCUGCAUUAAUUUUCCUCUCGCGGCUCAUCUGCAGACUGUUAGCAAGCUCAUUAGGUGAUGAUGUUAUGAUAUGUCAACGUCUCGCUAAUUUGUUUUUUGGGUCAGUGCAACUCUGUAAACAAUGAGAUUUUCUGAAAAGAAAAUUAUGAUUUACAUGAAAUUCGACGUCAUUCCUAAAUAAACAUGCACUAUUGAUUAAGCACCGGCUAAUCAGUGAGACGAGAAAAACAACAAAAAAACUCACCUACGUUGCUUAACCUAAGGCUAAGAAACACCUGAGAAAACUAUAGCAUACUGUAUAUAUUUUAUCAUCUGAGACAGUUCUAACUAAAAACCUAACUAAAGAACAAAAUUCCUGUUUCUGUUUGUCUUUGUUUAGGGCGUAUGCAGAUGGAAAAGAGCAAGUUGCUAACUCAGAUUAACAAACUACAACACUGAUUAAGUAGCACGAUGCUAACACGACACUAGAUAAGGCUAACACCGCAGGGUAACACCACACAAGCUACAAAUUAUCUAAAAACUUUGCUUUGGUUAAGAAGAAGCUAAAACAGUAAUAAACUCACCUCACCGGCACCUCGGAAGUCGUUUACUUAGCCUUGUAGGUCUACAGGUCAUGCUAGCUAGCGUUAGCUCGUUGCUAACGAGCUACCUGUGCUUUGUACUUAGCAUCUGCUCUUUAACUAGCAAACAAUGACGUGUGUAAAGAUGAAAUAAAUAUAUAAAAACAAUGACUGCCUAAAAACAAUCCUGUGAAAUAGGUAUUAUAUUAAUUACAUCUAUUUUUUUAAAUGGAUGUUAAAAAAAUAAAUGUUUAAUUUAUUGAAGAACAAUAAGUAAAAAAAACUCUUCUAUGCUGGAAUGCUAAUCUUAGAUUCAGUUAAUAGAUCGUUGUUUGUUCAUUUUUUUCCUUUUAAAAUCUUUAAUAUUAAUUAUAAAAGUAUAAAACAUGGGAAAAAAAUUACUUGUUGGUUAUGUAAAAGUGACAAUUUUGGCCUCGCACAAAAUUUACGUUUUUUUUCAUUACUUUAUUUUUUAUUUUUUUUUAUAUUUUAGUAUUUAAUUUUUGUUGUGUAUUCCAUAUUAUUUGGAUUUUAAAAAAAUAAAUAAAUAAAUAUAUAAAUAUAUAUAUAUAUAUAUAUAUAUA